This is a messenger RNA of Anoplophora glabripennis (Asian longhorned beetle), 1887 nucleotides long. RefSeq names its product autophagy-related protein 13 homolog. The record is from RefSeq and is a predicted model, not a curated record. The transcript has 4 exons. NCBI's taxonomy places the organism in Eukaryota, Metazoa, Arthropoda, Insecta, Coleoptera, Cerambycidae. Bases 332 to 1567 code for a protein of 411 amino acids. Gene Ontology annotation, biological process: protein localization to phagophore assembly site; mitophagy; autophagosome assembly. Gene Ontology annotation, cellular component: extrinsic component of membrane; cytosol; phagophore assembly site.
ACUGGUUGUGUCUCUGGUGACGUAGUGAAUUCCUGACUGCGUUUCAUAACACACGUAGAGAAUUCCUAUUUGUGGAUCGCGUAUUCUUGUCUAGGUCGUGUAGGAGGGCUUAACCCGCAUAACAGAUUGCAGAUUUUUUGCUAUAUGUGAAGUGGUUUUAGUGUUGUUAAUACAGUGAGAAUAUUAAUGUCGUAAUGUUGUUCCGUAAACGUCUUGUAAACAGUCAUAGACUUGAUCAAAAUUGAUGUUUGUGCACGUUUACAAUACAUUAUUUUUGCCCAAUGUGCUAUUAAGCAUUGUAAAAAAUGUUGCAAGUUGACUUUUAAAUGACAUGGCCAUGAAGCUCAGCAGUCAAGAAAAGAAAGAAUUGGACAAAUUCACCAAAUUCCUCGCACUGAAAUCCACCCAAAUCAUAGUACAGUCUAGGUUGGGUGAAAAAGUGUCGACACCAUGCAAACCGCAGACUACAGGAACAGACUGGUUCAACCUGAACAUCAACGAUUUGCCAGAGGUGUUGGCAGAAGCGAAGAAAGCACUGAACGGUGAAGUCCUGUCAUCUCGUCUACCACUAUGUGUAGAAAUCUCUCUCCGAACAGUAGAAGGGGACCAGAUGGUCCUAGAAUCGUGGUGCCUUGGCUUGUUGCCCGAACAAUGUGACUCCACAGCGAGAAUCGUACAUACAGUGUACAACCGAAUGGGUAUUUUAUUAAAAUCGCUAGUGUCGGUUACUAGGGUCACCCCGGCUUACAAACUAUCACGCAGACAAGGACCCGACUCGUUCGUCAUCUGUUACCGCAUAUACAUGGAUGAGCCGCAGGUCCAUUGCCUCGGGGAGGGCUACAAGCAAGUUCGCGUCGGGCAGAUCUGUACCCCCAUAGGAACCUUGCAGUUGUCCGUGUCGUACCGUACUAAAAUGACCAUUUCCCCCACACAGGCGGGCAGAGACAAUUCCAUCCUGUUGAAAAGUGACCAUUUCAACACCAACCUGAGCCCCAGGAGUAAAAGAUACAACCAAAAUGACGAGAAGACCUCCCUGAGCGACACCAUGAAGCUCGGCGCCUUCGCCGACUACAAGAAGAAGAACUUCGAGCCCCAGCUCAUCAUCCCCAACACGCCGUUCAGCAAGCUCUUCACCGAGAAGAUGUCCCCCGACAAACAUUCGGAGGACAGCGAGUCCCUGUCCAACUCGAUCAGCAACGACGCCAGCAAACACAGCAACGGCGUGACCGAGAAGGAGGACAGGGAGAAGGAGAAGAAGGAGAAGGAGAAGAACGGCAACCCGCCCUCGCCGCCGCUCGAGUCCAGGCUGGACGCCCUCACCAUGGUCUCCACCAACGACGACUUCAUUAUGGUAGACUUGAAAACGCCCUUUGCCAGCACAAACGAGAAGAGCGAGCUGGGCAAGUUCUACAGGGAGUGGCAGAGCGCCCCCCCCUUGCAGGCCUUCAUCGACCUGCCCCCCCUGGAGGAGCUGGACCUCACGAAACAGCUGGAGACGUUCGAGUCGGACUUGAACGAGUACGACACCAUCGUGCAGUCGCUCUGUCAGUCGCCCAACAACAACUGAACGUUUCGUCCGUCGAGUUGGACCCGUCUUCGUUGCCCCCCCGCCCGCACACAUUUCAUUUGAAUGGAGUUUAGACGAGAUCUAAAUUUUUGUUUUGGUGGGAUCCGUAACCGUUAUUGUGAUAUAUUUAUUCGUUCGACACCGGUCGGUGCCGUUCUAUUUUUAAAAAGGAAUCGUUUCGGCGAGGAGGAUAAGACUGGGGAGCGAGCCGGCCUGAGGGCCGACACGAAGGGACUUUGCCAAAGACUGAUAUGAGUAUAAAAUCGACUGUAAAUUAUUGUACAUACUUUGUUGAGUUAAUAGAGGAGAGAGUGAAACUA